Molecule: messenger RNA, 929 nt
Organism: Hypoxylon fragiforme
Lineage: Eukaryota; Fungi; Ascomycota; Sordariomycetes; Xylariales; Hypoxylaceae
Product: Sedlin
Exons: 2
Coding region: 224-715 (163 amino acids)
Biological process (GO): endoplasmic reticulum to Golgi vesicle-mediated transport
Cellular component (GO): cytoplasm; TRAPP complex; nucleus
Source: RefSeq, a predicted model, not a curated record
AAACAUUGAAGGUGCAUGCACGUACACAUGUACCGUACAGUGGCAUACCUACAGUAGUACUAGGUACACACCUAUCACGACUUGACCAUUGAACUCGAGCUUCCAUCCAAAUCCCACCGUCGCAAAUGAUCGAUAGAUGAAGUUAUACAAAAACAAAAAUAACAAAAAAAAGCCAACAUAAAAUUGAAACUAAAAAACGACAACCCCAAUCCGCCACCGCAAAAUGUCCUACUACUUCGCCAUCAUCGGCACCCAAGACAACCCGCUCUUCGAGUAUGAGUUCGGCACCUCGAAGCAAGGAGGCGACGGCCUGCCGCGCUUCAGCGACCAAGCCCGCCACAUGAACCAGUUCAUCGUCCACAGCAGCCUCGACAUGGUCGAAGAAGCACAGUGGGGGACGGGGCAGAUGUACCUUAAAUGCGUCGACAAGUUCUUCAACAACUAUGUGACCUGUUUCGUGACCGGCGGCAACGUCAAGUUCCUGCUCCUGCACCAGCCCACCGCGCCCAUCACCACCUCGUCCACGCGAUCCUCCACCUCCAUAGGCGCCAACCCCACGAGCCCGCAGACCGAGGAGGCCGUCAAGAGCUUCAUGCUCGAGGUCUACGAGAGCUGGGUCAAGGCCAUCAUGAACCCCUUUUAUAGAGCGAAUAUGGAGGUCCGCAGUCCUAUAUUUAGGCAGAGGGUUUCUACGGCGGGGAGGAAAUAUUUAUAGAAGACGUGGCAAAAAAGCAAAAUCCAAGCAUAGUUACAGUACCUAGGGAUAGCUUUGGGGUUUGGCGUUACCGGCAUUCAUGUGCAUGCAUUACUUCAGCAAUCACGACAAAACGAAAGGAUUAGAACAAGUCAAAAGAGACAUGCAAUUUAAGUUUUAAAUGAAGCAAAGCCCAAGGCAAUGCAAAAUGUAUUCACUAUGCCGUAGCAAUUCG